Messenger RNA from Heterobasidion irregulare TC 32-1, 1039 nucleotides. RefSeq lists its product as uncharacterized. Gene Ontology annotation, cellular component: ribonucleoprotein complex. The transcript has 5 exons. The coding region runs from base 52 to 861 and encodes 269 amino acids. The record is from RefSeq and is a predicted model, not a curated record. Lineage: Eukaryota; Fungi; Basidiomycota; Agaricomycetes; Russulales; Bondarzewiaceae. Gene Ontology annotation, biological process: ribosome biogenesis.
AUCGUGCAGAACAGCUCAACCCCAUCCCCUCGAAAAUCAAGACUAUCGACAAUGCCCAAGGCCAAAUCUGGAUCCGGCAAGAAGCCUGCCCCCGCCCCCCACGGUGUCAGCAAGACUACCAAGGCGGUUAAGAACCCUCUCUUCGAAUCUCGCCCUAAGAACUUCGGUAUCGGUCAGGACAUCCAGCCAAAGACUGACCUGACUCGUUUUGUCAAAUGGCCCGAAUAUGUUCGCCUCCAACGCCAAAAGGUCAUUCUCAGCCAGCGCUUGAAAGUCCCCCCCGCCAUCGCCCAGUUCUCCCACACUCUGGACAAGAACACCGCCACACAGCUCUUCAAACUUCUCGACAAGUACCGCCCCGAGACCAAGCAAGAGAAGAAGGCUCGUCUCGACGCCACUGCGAAGGCUACUGCCGAGGGCGCGGAGGCGCAGAAGGAUACUAAGAAGCCCAUCUUCGCGAAGUACGGCUUGAACCACUGUGUAGCUCUCGUUGAGGCGAAGAAAGCGGCGCUCGUCGUCAUCGCUCACGACGUUGACCCUAUUGAACUAGUUGUAUUCCUUCCCGCGCUCUGCCGGAAGAUGGGUGUUCCAUAUGUGAUCGUCAAGGGCAAGGCCCGUCUCGGCACGGUUGUUCACAAGAAGACUGCUGCCGUCCUCACCAUACAGGAGGUUCGCAGCGAGGACGACCGGGAGCUUGCCACGCUCGUAUCGGCUGCCAAAGCCAAUUUCUCGGACAAGUACGAGGAGCAGCGUCGCCAGUGGGGUGGAGGUGUGCGUGGCACCAAGUCGCAAGCGAUGCUGCGGAAGCGUGCGAAGGCUUCCGGUCAGAGUAUCUCUGCUGCGACUGCUGGCAAGCUCUAAGCUUAACCUUUUUCCUCGGGCGGGAGGGGUGUCUCUUGUUGGGCUGUGGGGAGCAAAAGACUGACCGCCAGUCACCAUCGUGUAGUACAUUCGGCUUGUCUUGUAUGCAUAUGUCACGUCCAUCAUGCUAUGCUUCACCCACCGUGUGCGUUGACACAAUUUGUGGUGAUUGUUAUCG